This is a messenger RNA of Penicillium egyptiacum, 1452 nucleotides long. The record is from the annotation of a GenBank genome assembly. Lineage: Eukaryota; Fungi; Ascomycota; Eurotiomycetes; Eurotiales; Aspergillaceae.
AUGGAUCCAAGCGCGGAUACCCCCUUGUUUAUUGCGCAGGAGACUCUCUGCUUCUAUCCAAUCAGUACAAUAUACAACUCAUGUCCACGUUAUCUCUUCUAUGCGCUUCUGCUGGCAACUUGUGUCACUCGAUGGACAGGAUGGGUCAUGGACGUAUUCCUAGGAACUGCAGCGGCAUACGCAGGAACUGCGGCAAUUCACGCCUUCAUUCUGGUCUCUAGUCACCAACCACUGCAAGACCCUGGGAAUGUCGCUAUUCCGUACCUGUCCGCUAACUCCAGUCUGCGAAAUUACUUUCCUUCCUUGGUAACUGAAACAGACCAUGUUAUGAUCUCGCCCGCAUCACUUGAGCUUGACGCAGAUGCUGUUCUUGCCAUCGUUGUCACUGGUUAUCUCGUCUUCCUGCCCCUCCAAUGCUGGUCCCGCAUCUUAACCCACGAUCGAGCACGGAACCUUCUCUUUUAUCUUUGGCAUGCCCUCAUGUUGGCUGGAUCUGUAUGUGCCCUCGUCUAUGCCUCGAGAGUACCGAAAACACCACCCCAGUACAUGUUUUGCUUCCCUGAUCUCGCGCCGCCCAGCGACACAUCAAAUGACGGCUGGCAAGCCUCAUGGAGAACAUCCACUUGGAACGAGAGUGUGUGGGAUACAUUUUCGAACAUAUCGCUAUGGAAUAAACUAGGGGAUAUCUGCUUCAACCCAUGUUUUAAUUCAACGCAAAUUUUACGAAAACCAGGCUCAUUGCAUUCAGCCACCUCAGGCGGAGACUUUGAAGUCACUACCACCCAUGGCUUCUGGGAAAAGGUCCUUUACUCGCAUCGAUACAUCUACAGUCUCAUUAUCCUCUGUCUGAUUCUUAAUGGCCUCCUCUUGACUUAUCGAUUCCUACCUUACCGAUCACGGAUUCCAUCAGCGCAGAUCGUGGUCAUCUGGAAAGAACGAAAGACUAUUUGGAAAAGCUUCAAAGAUGAAAUUCGUGGUGCCAUGAGGCCACUAAGCAGCUCGGGUGACGGGUUGCUUAGUGGCAGUGAGGAAGAACCAGGACUGACAAACGAGAAGACCGCUGUCUGGCGCCGAAUGCGAUACAUACUCAGCCGCCAGUUCCUCAAGUCGUCUCUCCAUGUGCUUGUUGACGCUGCAAUCCUUUUCGGAAUACUCUUCAGCAUGAUAGUCAGUCCGUUCACCAUAGUUGCCUUCGUCGUUUGGAUAGAGAUCCAAAUCGCCAACGAUGGACCAUCAGAGGAAACUCCCAGGCAGGUUGGUCAGUGGGCGUACGCUACGUCACUAGCACUGCUUGUGAUUUCGGCCGCGAUUUUGAAGCUCAAAUAUCGACUCGCUUCAUCGGUCGAGCUGGAGCGUGAGAUUUCUGAAUUGAAACAACACCUGGGGAACUUAGAGAAAAUGAAGGAGGCACGAUCGGAGUCUUGGUCGGCUGACCUGCCGACUAGCAAAUGA